Molecule: messenger RNA, 3344 nt
Organism: Culex quinquefasciatus (southern house mosquito)
Lineage: Eukaryota; Metazoa; Arthropoda; Insecta; Diptera; Culicidae
Gene: Ent3
Product: equilibrative nucleoside transporter 4
Exons: 7
Coding region: 519-2552 (677 amino acids)
Biological process (GO): nucleoside transmembrane transport
Cellular component (GO): plasma membrane
Molecular function (GO): monoamine transmembrane transporter activity; nucleoside transmembrane transporter activity
Source: RefSeq, a predicted model, not a curated record
AAAAGGGUCACGAUUUAUGUCAUAUUUUUCUGCACCCCAAAACGACCACUCUUCGAACAGUCAGACGGAAUGAUCGAAAAGGUGCAUGUUUUGGGUGGUUUUUCCUCGGGUUGAGGCUGGGUUCGAUUUCGUGCCGUGGAAAGUUUCGUGGUGAUUUCCCGUUACCUAGGUGUGGUUACCCGUGGGGACUACUGCUGCCGGAACGAUGGUGAUGGGGCCUCAGGUUGUUUGCUGAAGGCUGGUGAAAAAAAUGUGGAAAAGAACUGAAUCCGCCGAGACGGACAGUGGAAUAGUACUGUAGCUCUCUGUCGUGAUGGGAUAUACAACAGCCUUGAAUAUCGAUUUUGUGUAAAUCCCAAAUCAGACACCAUGAAUCCUUCCUUAGGACAAGGAUUGUGAUUUGUAAAGAAACCUUACAAAACUACAUUAAAAUCAGCAAUAAGUAAGAAAAGAAAAUCGUCAAAAAGUACCAAAAAAUCCAGCUCCGAAAAAAUACCCAGGCCAGCCUCCCCCGUAGAAUGAUGGAGGCCACCGAGAAUGGUGGCGGAGGAGGAGGGGGUGGUGGAGGCGGUGGAGGUGGUAAUACGUCGUACGAACCGCUCGAGGGCACCAGGCGGGCCUUUGACACUUCGGACAGUCCGGAAAUGGACGGAUGUAGCGGGGGCGGAGGCCCACCCCAGGACCGGCGAAAGCUGGUCUUUUUUGCGCUGAUGACGGCCGGCGUUGGCUUUGUGCUGCCCUAUAACAGCUUCAUUAUUGCCGCCGACUAUUGGCAGUCCCGCUUCCCGGGCCAGUCGGUCGCACUGGACAUGUCGAUGACGUACAUCAUCGUGGCGCUGUGUACGGUGCUGUUGAACAAUGUUUUCCUUUCGCUCGCACCCUUCCGAGUGCGUGUCGCAUUUGGAUACGCGGUGUCCUUCACCACGCUCGUCUUUGUGGCCCUGUGCGAAGUGGCUUGGCACAUGUUCACCGCCAAUACGGCGUACUCGGUCAACCUGGCCGCCGUCUCGCUGGUGGCGAUGGGCUGCACCGUUCAGCAGUCCAGCUUCUACGGGUUCGCCAGCAUGCUACCUAAGCAGUACACCCAGGCGGUGAUGGCCGGCGAGAGUAUUGCCGGGUUCUUGGUGUCAUCGAACCGGGUGGUCACAAAGCUUCUCAUCAAAAGUGAUCGCGCGUCAACGGCGAUAUUUUUCCUGACGUCGACCGUGUACAUCGCGUUCAGUUACGUGCUUCACUCGAUCACGACUCAUUCGCCGUUUGUGCGAUACCAUAUGAAGGCUUGUGCCAAAAUAGUGCUGCGACCUGACGAUGAACAUACGCUGAGUGACACCAUCGAUGGGGAUCUAGCGAGUGCUCGAUACGGAGUGUUGGCGCUGGAGUCCAGCCCUCCGGUGCACAUUCCACCGGGAACCACAACGCUGAGCUUUAGUAAUCCCGUGUACGAGCUGUCGAACCCCAGCGGAGGGGAAAGCGUGCUGGAAACCAACAUCAACAAUUUGACGUCGACAACGACGAGCGUUACGACCAACACCACCAACCGGCCCGUAACGUCGCCCACCUCGGCAACGGGGUCAUCGCACGAGGUGCCAAACGUGGCGUUCAAGGUGGAACACGUGAUGACGCCGGACAUUUGCAGCUCCAGCCGGUUGGGCAGCUUUCGCAGUGGGCUGGAGUCCCGGUGGAAGGUAGCGCACGCUAUCUAUCCGUACAUGGCGUGCAUCGCUUUGGCGUACUGCGUUACACUUUCCCUCUAUCCGGGUAUCGAAUCGGAGAUCAUCUCCUGCAAUUUGGGCACAUGGAUGCCGGUGCUGCUAAUGUUCACCUUUAACACUUCCGACGUAAUCGGAAAGCUGCUGGCAGCCGUUCCGUACAACUGGUCCCGCCGGCAACUGAUACUGAUGUCCGGCUUGCGAGCACUGCUGGUUCCGUUGAUUUUGCUGUGCUGUUCUCCCCGAGAUCAACCUGUAAUUGCUGGAGAAGCGUCAGCUUUCGUCUUCACGGCAGCUCUCGGAAUCACCAAUGGCUUGGCUGGCAGUUUGCCAAUGAUGUUGGCACCGGACAAGGUUUCGGCUACGCUUAAGGAGGUCACCGGCAACAUGAUGACACUUUCGUACAACAUCGGACUUACGGCGGGUUCGUUGGUGGGGUACGUUUUCGAGUCCAUGCUGGGUGCUCAGCUGCCCAAUCCGUGUCCCCAGUAUCCGUUCGUUCCACCGAAGCCCAACCAACCGCCGUUCAACAACCUUAGCUUAAGUAGCAGCACUACCAGCACGACGACGGCCGUAGCUGCCGUUCUGACGACACUCUCGUCGGCGAUACUUCAGUCGAGUACGUCAACGGUAUCGCCCGACACCACAACCAGCAGCAUAUCCUUUCCCGUGGCCACUUCAACGCUGGCGCAGUCAUCCUCAGUAUUAAACCCGCUGCUGCCAACCGGGGCGGACGUCGAGACCAGCACCAGCGGUCUGGACUCCAACAAUCUGUUGACCCUGGCGACCACGUUGGCAUACAACGCCACCCAGUCCCUGCUAGAGGCUUCCACUGCGCGCUGAACCUUGACUCAACAGAGCGAAGCUACACUUCCCCGAGUUCGCUAGAGAUCCGAAAUUUGAAGCCGCAGAGUAGAACUUAGAAGAGCUUUAACUACAAUACCCAUUUUGUUUAUUUCUCCAUUAUCUUCACUAAGUUAUCGAUGUAUCUCAUACUCUUGUAAGACAACGUGCUGUAAGCGUAAUAGACAACAACUCUUGCAAACUUUGAUACUAAGAACUAAAACAAUCUGACUGUUCCCAAUUGCGAAUCCCUUUUUGCAAACUUUCCCAACUUCAUUUCCGUACUAAGAAGGAAAGCAGCAGCUAGGAACCGACUUACCCGAGUGACGAAACUUGCGAAGUAAGCAUGACUUAAGUUUUGUAUAAAAAUAUACAUAAAAGAGUAAUGUGUAGUAAUACUCCUACUAGUACGAUAGUAAUAACUGUGUAUGUGAGAACGUGAGGACAUGUGAUGAGAUCAUUGCUACAGCAAGCGAGAUAUAGGAUAAGUGUUGAUGUUUGAUUGCAUUGUGGAAUCAUGUGUAAAAGUAAACUGAAGAUCAGUCACACACGUAUUAAGCCAAGCGAAACGAGAGACAGUCUCAAAGGAUAGGAGCGAGCAUUGAGCACAUUAGGUAGAUCUUGUAAAACAAAAUAAAACUUUGGUCGUAUGCAGCAAAAAGCAAAACAGCAUAUUUAUGUAAAAACAAAGGAAAGUAGUCGCUGUAGGAGCUUUACAUGGAUGGACACAACAGCUCUCGUGACGAAAUCAAGCAAAAUUAAUAAUAAAAUAGUAUAUUUUAAUCUACUAAA